Lolium rigidum is the source of this 4294-nucleotide messenger RNA. RefSeq names its product ABC transporter C family member 10-like. NCBI's taxonomy places the organism in Eukaryota, Viridiplantae, Streptophyta, Magnoliopsida, Poales, Poaceae. Gene Ontology annotation, molecular function: ATP binding; ABC-type transporter activity; ATP hydrolysis activity. The record is from RefSeq and is a predicted model, not a curated record. The coding region runs from base 1 to 4071 and encodes 1356 amino acids. Gene Ontology annotation, biological process: transmembrane transport. Gene Ontology annotation, cellular component: plant-type vacuole; vacuolar membrane. The transcript has 12 exons.
AUGGCCACUGCCACCUCCGCCGCCUUCUCCUCCACCGCCAUUCCCCGACCUCGCCGUCGUUCAAUCCCCGCCGCCACCUUCCGCUCCUCCUCCCCAUGUCUGAUCCCCUCCCGGCUUCUCCGCCCGGUCUUCCUCUACUCGCCGCGCGCCAUACCCCUCCAGCAGCAGCAGAGACGGCGGCGGGGCCGUCGCGAUCCUAGGCUCGGCUCGUUCCCCGCACUGCUCAGCGGAGCUGAAGAAAGAGAUGGCUUCGGCUGCUACGAGGCCGGGAGGUCGGAGACGCCCUUCUCCGCCGCGGGCUUCUUCGGAAGGCUCGCCUUCUCAUGGCUCGACCCCCUCAUCACCACCACCAACGGCCGCCACGCCCCCCUCGCCGCCGGCGACGUCCCGAAGCUGGGCGCCGCGGACCGUGCCGAGACCCAGUACACCGCGUUCUCCUCCGCCCUCGCCGCCGCCGCCACCUCCAUCCACGACCACCAUCACCCUCGCCCCGCCGCGAUCCUCCGCGCGAUCGUCUCCUGCCACAGCGCGGAGAUCGCCGCCUCCGCCCUGUACGCCCUCCUCAAGGUGCUCGCCCUCUCCGCGGGGCCGCCGCUCCUCAAGGCAUUCGUCCACGCAUCCGCCUCGUCUCCUCCGGCCGCGCGGCGCGAGCGGUGCUGCCUGCUGGCCCUGGCGCUGUUCCUCGCCAAGUGCGUCGAGUCGGUCUCGCAGCGGCAGUGGUACUUCCGCUCCCGCCGGGCGGGGAUCCAGGUGACCUCGCUCCUCUCCGCCGCGAUCUACCGGAAGCAGCAGAGACUACCCUCACCAGCCACGACGAACCACUCCCCCGGGCAGAUCCUCAGCUACCUGACGGUGGACGCGCGCCGGAUCGGGGACCUGUUCCCCUUCAGGCUGCACCAGGCAUGGGCCACGGUCCUCCAGCUCGCCGUCGCGCUGGCCGUGCUCCACGACGCCGUCGGCGCGGCGGCGAUCGCGUCCGUCGCCGUGAUCCUGCUCACCGUGGCCGUCAACGCGCCGCUAGCCAGGCACCAGCAGAGCGUGCAGAGCGAGCUGAUGAGAGCGCAGGACAUGAGACUGAAUGCCGUGUCGGAGUCCAUUGCCAACAUGAAAGCUUUGAAGGUCUACGCGUGGGAGAACCAUUUCAGGGAGGUGAUCAGAGGUCUCCGGGAGUCGGAGCUCCGCUGGCUGUCGGCGUUCCAGACGGGGAGAGCGUACACCAGCGUCGUGUUCUGGGCGUCGCCGGCGCUUGUCUCUGCUGCAACGUUCACGGCCUGCUGGUUUCUGAGGAUCCCGCUGGAUGCUAGCAAUGUUUUCGCGUUCGUCGCCGCACUGCGGCUCGUGCAGGACCCGAUUAACCGGAUGCCUGAUGUCAUCGGAGCCAUCAUCCAGGGAAGAGCAUCGUUGUCUCGGAUCGCUGAGUUCCUUGGCGUGCCUGAGCUGCAGGAUGUUCGGCAUGGGCAGGAGCGAUCCGGUGAACACGGUCAGUGCUAUGUGUUGAUCAGGUCUGGAAAUUUCUCAUGGGAGAAUAAUUCAGAUAGACCAAGCCUGAGGAACAUAGAUUUGGAGGUGAAAUCUGGAGAGAAGGUAGCGAUAUGCGGCGAGGUUGGGUCUGGGAAGUCGACUCUUUUAGGAGCUAUUUUUGGGGAUGUCCCCAGGACAGAGGGCAAGAUCGAAGUCUGUGGGAAAAUAGCGUACGUGUCCCAGAAUGCAUGGAUCCAGAAAGGAACCGUGAGGGACAAUAUCCUCUUUGGGUCCACCAUGGACAUGCAAAGGUACGAAGAGGCUCUUCACCGAUGUUCCUUGAUCAAAGAUCUUGAAAUGUUGCCAUCUGGUGAUCUCACUCAAAUUGGGGAGAAAGGAGUUAAUCUUAGUGGAGGACAGAAGCAACGUGUUCAGUUAGCUCGAGCGUUGUAUCAAGAUGCGGAUGUCUAUCUGCUUGAUGACCCUUUCAGUUCUGUUGAUGUGCACACGGCCACAAGCCUCUUUAAUGAUUAUGUUAUUGGAGGCUUAGCAAGAAAGACUGUUGUGUUAAUAACUCAUAAAGUGGAGUUUUUACCUGCAUUUGAUUCCAUCCAACUAAUGUGUGACGGAGAGAUAAAGCUUGCUGGUUCUUACAAAGAAUUACUAUCAACUUCAAAGGAAUUUCGGGAACUUGUACAUGCACACAAAGAUGGCGCCAACUUUUCAAAUGUUAUGUCCAUGGCCAAUGAUGAAAGGACCAAUGGCAAGCCUACAGCGAAGAUCAGCUGCAUCCAUAUUAGUAGUAGAGAAGAUGAGGCCAUGAAGCACUCAGAAGAGGAUCAAUUGAUGAAGAGAGAAGAUGAAGAGAUUGGUUACACUAGCUUGGGGCCUUAUUUACAGUACUUGUUCCAGAACAAGGGCUAUGUGUAUGCUUCUCUUGUUGCGGUCACAAACUUACUUUUCAUAUCUGGACAAGUUGCCCAAAACUCAUGGCUUGCUGCCAAUGUGCAAAACCCUCAUGUGAGCACACUGCGUCUGGCUACGGUCUAUGUCGCAAUUGGAGCUGGUUCAAUCAUUUUCUUGCUUUUGAGAGCUCUAGCAGCAGUAGGCCUUGGCCUUCAAACAUCGGAAUCUCUAUUUUCCAAUUUACUUACCACUUUGUUCCGUGCCCCCAUAUCCUUUUUUGACUCCACUCCGCGUGGAAGGCUACUUAGCCGGGUGUCUUCGGACUUGAGCAUUAUCGACCUUGACAUUCCAUUUAGUUUUGCUUUCAGCAUCAGUGCCACCAUGAAUGCAUAUGGUAAUCUGGGCGUGUUGGUGUUUGCCACUUGGCAAGUUUUGCUUGUCUCUGUUCCAGUCCUCCUCCUGGCUGCUAAGCUGCAGAGGCUCUACUUAACCUUCGCAAAGGAAAUGAUGAUGAUCAACGGCACCACGAAAUCUCUUAUCGCCAAUCACCUGGGAGAAUCAAUUUCAGGAGCAAGCGUAAUAAGGGCCUUUGGGCAAGAAGAUCGCUUUUUCGCUAAAAUGUUGGAGCUCGUUGAUAACAAUGCGAGCCCAUGUUUCCAUAAUUUUGCAGCAACUGAAUGGCUUACUCUACGCCUGGAGAUCAUGAGUGCCGCUAUCCUUUCGUCUUCUGCCUUUGCCAUUGCUCUUCUUCCCCAGGGGACUUUUACCGCAGGAACUGUAGGAAUGGUUCUGUCUUACGGUCUAUCACUCAAUAUGUUAUUGGUUUUCUCUGUCCAAAGCCAGUGUUCUCUUGCAAACCAAAUCGUCUCUGUCGAAAGAUUUAGCCAAUACAUGAAUGCUGCAAAAGAGGCACCAGAUAUCAUCGAAGAUAAUCGCCCACCAGACUGCUGGCCGGCCACGGGUAAGAUUCAACUCGUGGACUUGAAGAUUAAAUAUAGUCAAGAUUCUCCAUUCAUUCUGCACGGGAUCACUUGCACAUUUGGAGGAGGGGACAAGAUCGGGGUAGUUGGGCGCACCGGAAGCGGCAAGACAACUUUGAUAAACGCAUUGUUCCGACUUGUUGAGCCAUCUGGAGGGAAAAUAAUAAUCGAUGGGCAAGAUAUUACAAGAAUUGGGUUGCAUGACUUGCGGUCGCGCAUCGGUCUUAUCCCGCAGGAUCCAACACUUUUUCAUGGUUCCAUACGCUAUAACUUGGAUCCUCUAGGCCAGUUCUCAGAUGAACAGCUAUGGGAGGCUCUUGGAAAGUGCCAGCUAAUUCAAAUUGUUCAAGAUAAGAAGCAAGGUUUGGAUUCACUGAUCAUGGACUCAGGCUCAAACUGGAGCAUGGGCCAGAGGCAGCUGCUCUGCCUGUGCCGCAUGCUCUUGCGGCGGCACCAGAUCCUGGUCCUUGACGAGGCCACAGCAUCCAUCGACAACUUGACGGACACCAUCAUCCAGAGGACUAUCAGGACAGAGUUCGCCGACCGCACCGUCAUCACGGUCGCCCACCGGAUUCCGACGGUGAUGGAUUGUGACAUGGUGUUCGCCAUCAGUGACGGUGAGGUGGUGGAGUACGAGGAGCCUGGGAAGCUGAUGCAGAGAGAAGGGUCGCUGUUCAGGGAACUCGUCAGGGAGUACUGCUCUCAAUCUCAGCAUGCAAACUGACUGACAGCCUGCGAGCUCAGAUAAGAUUGUUUAUUCCCACAACACACACAAGCGCAACCCUCGUACUUUCGAAAGACAGAACUGACAUGGAGCAGCUAUUUGUGUUCGCAAACGAGGACCUGCGGCAGUGAAACUUAGCACAUGCAGGUAGAAGAAGAAGCAGAGCUACGGACAUUACAGAGCAGUGGUAUUGAUUCUUGUGUGGCGUGAGUGGGUGGCCAGG